AAGAGCGCGUGGCGCUAAAAACUCGUUAACGCCAGCUGGCAUUACUGGGUAGUCUACUGGCCGACCUUAUCCUCUUCUCUUUUUUUGAAUAUUUUAUUUUUUCACAGAGAAAAAUAAAGGCGAAGAACUGUAAUUUGUGAAUGCAGAGCGAUUGUAAUUGCGACUCUUGAGAAACAGAGAAGACCAAACCCAAAGCAAAAUCCUAAGAUUUCUUUCUUGUGCAGAUAAAAUUACCUAUCUUUCUUUCUUUUUGUUUUUUUUAUUCGAUUUUCAGAUCCAAAGAGAGGGCUUCAAUCUUUCUUCAUUUCAAAGCUGAGAUCCUGCCAAAUUAUAGUCAUUUCGGAGGGAAAACAAUCUACGGUUCUGUUUAGAAGGUUGAGAUCUUGUUUUAGAUUGUAUAAGUUGUAAAGGGUUUUUAAAAGAAAGAGUGAAAAUGAUGUCUAGGUCAUAUACGAAUCUCUUAGAUCUAGCCUCUGGUAACUUUCCGGCGAUGGGUCAGCCCCGUGAGAAAAAACGGUUACCCCGUGUAAUGACCGUUCCCGGGGUUAUCUCUGAGCUUGACGAUGAUCAGGCCAAUAGCGUGGCCUCAGAUGUACCCUCUUCAGUAGUUCAGGACCGAAUAAUCAUUGUAGCCAAUCAGCUACCUGUAAAGGCUAAGCGCAGACCAGAUAACAAAGGAUGGAGUUUUAGCUGGGAUGAAGACGCGUUGCUGCUGCAGUUAAAAGAUGGUUUGCCAGAAGAUAUGGAGGUUAUCUAUGUUGGUUCUUUGAAGGUGGAAGUCGAUUUGAGUGAACAAGAUGAUGUUUCGCAGCUUUUGUUGGAUAGGUUUAAAUGUGUCCCUGCAUUUUUGCCUCCUGAUAUUUUGUCCAAGUUCUAUCAUGGAUUUUGUAAGCAACAUCUUUGGCCACUGUUUCACUACAUGCUUCCAUUUUCAGCAAAUCAUGGUGGUCGGUUUGAUCGAUCUUUGUGGGAGGCAUAUGUGGCAGCAAAUAAGAUAUUUUCACAAAGGGUGAUUGAGGUUAUAAACCCAGAGGAUGAUUAUGUUUGGAUUCAUGACUAUCAUUUGAUGGUGCUACCCACAUUUUUGAGAAGAAGGUUUAAUAGAUUGAGAAUGGGGUUCUUUCUCCAUAGUCCAUUUCCUUCGUCUGAGAUAUACAGGACUUUACCUGUGAGGGAAGAGAUUUUAAAGGCCCUAUUGAACUCAGAUCUCAUAGGUUUUCACACUUUUGAUUAUGCGCGGCAUUUUCUCUCUUGCUGCAGUCGAAUGUUGGGUUUGGAGUAUCAGUCAAAGAGGGGUUACAUUGGUUUGGAGUAUUAUGGAAGGACUGUUGGAAUAAAGAUCAUGCCUGUGGGGAUUCACAUGGGUCAGAUUGAGUCGGUGUUGAAACUUGCAGAUAAAGAUUGGAGAGUGGGAGAGCUUAAACAGCAGUUUGAAGGGAAGACUGUUUUACUUGGGGUCGAUGAUAUGGACAUAUUCAAAGGUGUGAAUUUGAAACUUUUGGCAAUGGAACAGAUGCUGAAGCAGCAUCCAAAGUGGCAGGGAAGGGCAGUAUUGGUACAGAUUGCUAACCCUGCCAGAGGAAAAGGGAAGGAUCUUGAGGAGAUACAGGCUGAAAUACAGGCAAGCUGCAAGAGAAUUAAUGAAACUUUUGGUCAACCUGGCUAUGAACCAGUUGUGUUCAUUGAUAGGCCAGUCUCUCUUAGUGAAAGGGCUGCAUAUUAUACCGUUGCUGAGUGUGUUGUAGUGGCAGCUGUUAGGGAUGGGAUGAAUCUCACUCCAUAUGAGUACAUCGUGUGUAGACAAGGUGUCUCUGGAUCAGAGUCUAGUUCAGAAUCCAGUGGAUCCAAGACGAGCAUGCUGGUUGUAUCGGAGUUCAUUGGAUGUUCUCCUUCACUCAGUGGUGCAAUUCGGGUCAAUCCAUGGAACAUUGAAGCGACUGCUGAGGCGAUGAAUGAGGCUAUUUCCAUGUCUGAUUCUGAGAAGCAAUUGCGCCAUGAGAAACAUUACAGGUAUGUCAGCACCCAUGAUGUGGCGUACUGGUCAAAAAGCUUCUUCCAAGAUAUGGAAAGAACUUGCAGAGAUCAUUUCAGAAGGCGAUGCUGGGGGAUUGGCUUGAGCUUUGGUUUUAGAGUUGUUGCUCUUGAUCCUAAUUUCAGAAAGUUGUCUAUAGAUGCAAUUGUCUCUGCAUAUUUAAGGUCCAAAAAGAGGGCUAUAUUAUUGGACUAUGAUGGAACUGUAAUGCCCCAAACGUCGAUCAACAAGAGCCCGAGUCAAGAAGUCAUAUCAAUCAUAAAUGCUCUGUGUGGUGAUGUGAAGAACACUGUUUUUGUUGUUAGUGGAAGAGGGAAGGACAGUUUAGGCAAGUGGUUUUCUCCAUGCAAGAAGCUUGGAAUUGCUGCUGAACAUGGCUACUUUAUGAGGUGGGCUGCGGAUGAGCAAUGGCAGACUUGUGGGCAGAAUAGUGAUUUUGGAUGGACUCAGAUAGCUGAGCCUGUCAUGAAGUUGUAUACAGAAUCAACUGAUGGGUCUUCUAUUGAGACCAAGGAGAGUGCCUUAGUCUGGCAUCAUAGGGAUGCUGAUCCUGGUUUUGGUGCCAGCCAGGCUAAGGAGAUGCUGGAUCAUCUGGAAAGUGUGCUGGCAAAUGAACCUGUUGUUGUGAAAAGUGGUCAGUUUAUUGUGGAAGUGAAGCCACAGGGAAUCAGUAAAGGUUUUGUUGCAGAAAAGAUCUUUACAGCAAUGGCUGAAAAGGGAAGGCCCGCUGAUUUUGUAUUAUGCAUUGGUGAUGACAGAUCAGAUGAAGAAAUGUUUGAGACAAUUGGCAAUGCAAUCACAAGCGGAGUCCUUUCCUCCAGCACUUCUGUUUUUGCCUGUACUGUUGGACAAAAACCAAGCAAAGCAAAAUACUAUUUGGAUGAUACAAAUGACGUCAUAAACAUGCUCGAAGCUCUUGCAGAAGCUUCAGAUUCGCCACCUUCUUCACCGCCUUCUGAACCAAGCUCCCCGUGAAAUGUUUCUUCAAGCUUUCAUGAUAUUGCAGCUCCCUCAAGUUAAUCAGGGAAAGGUGUACAACUACAAUGCAGGCCUGUGAUAGAAGGGUGACAGUCGUUUUAUGCUCUUGUUGCUUGGUGGAAGACGUUCUAUGGCCUUGUGGUUGAUUAAUGUGGCCGUUUGAGAAAUGUCAAGUUUGGUUGGGUUUUGUCUGACAAAAACAGUGAAUUCAACAGUUUAAAAUGGGAUUGUGAGCUUGGGAAAAGGUUGAGAUGUUUAGUGGUAAGCGAGACAGAGUGAAUUCAUACAUGGAGACUUGACUUGAAAUUGAAACAAAUGCCAAAAUAAAUGUGAAUGUGAAGGCUGCCUUUGUAGGAUCAGAUGUCAUUUGGAGGCAUGAAAAUACAGCUGAGGGAAUUCCUGCCUGGAAGUAAUUCUGAUGGCGGGAAGUUGGUGUUUUUGGUGGUAGCAGCUGGCUUUAAGUAACCCUGUUGAGUGUUGAACGAAAGAUAUACUGGUACCAUUUUUUUUCUUUUUAGACUUCUGGGUGAUUUUUUUUUUUAUUACAAAAACUUCAUUAAUUCAUUUACUAGUUCCUAAAAUCUGUAAAUCUAUAGUAAAAUUACCAAUUUAGUUUGUUUUUGCAACCAUUGCAUUGAACAUAAUACUGUUAAAAAAAUUUUCGGCUCCAAA
Molecule: messenger RNA, 3682 nt
Organism: Jatropha curcas
Lineage: Eukaryota; Viridiplantae; Streptophyta; Magnoliopsida; Malpighiales; Euphorbiaceae
Gene: TPS7
Product: trehalose-phosphatase/synthase 7
Biological process (GO): trehalose biosynthetic process
Cellular component (GO): cytosol
Molecular function (GO): trehalose-phosphatase activity
Source: RefSeq, a predicted model, not a curated record